This is a messenger RNA of Plutella xylostella (diamondback moth), 5718 nucleotides long. It is a transcript of the gene Hr4, whose product is annotated as nuclear hormone receptor 4. Gene Ontology annotation, biological process: regulation of DNA-templated transcription. The record is from RefSeq and is a predicted model, not a curated record. Gene Ontology annotation, molecular function: DNA-binding transcription factor activity; sequence-specific DNA binding; zinc ion binding. NCBI's taxonomy places the organism in Eukaryota, Metazoa, Arthropoda, Insecta, Lepidoptera, Plutellidae.
UAUAACGCCGUGAUUGGGGGUGUGCGCCUGUCCCUCAGCAGUGUCGAGUGAGGUGCACGGAGCAGCCGGCGACCGUUCCUCCGGGAGGUCGCGAGGAGUCUCGGGGGUCCCGCAGGAGCGCGCGGCACUGUGCCGGUCAGUCACCGCUCCGCCGGCGCGACGAUCGCUCGCCGCCCGCCGCCGCCGCCGCGACACACCACCCAUGUGAUUCUGCUCUCCUGGUACCUAGCGACCGAGUGCGAUGUGAUCUUUCAGCUUUCAGACUAGUGAUUGUGACCGUUGUUGAGUGUUUGUGACUUGGUGAGCUUGCCCCAAUGGAUAUUCAUGGUGAUGCAGCUUGAGAGGAAGUUUCAGUGAAAAUUUCAGAAGAGCGUGUACCUUGCCUUCCCUCCCGCUGUAGAGAUGAAGGAAAAAGGUUGAAUAACAUACAACACGCACGGUCCACGUUGAAAAUGAAUAAUGACACUCAGCCGCGGGCCGUGUGACCUGGACAACAUGAGUCUGUUCCAAGACCUCAAACUGAAGAGGCGGAAAGUGGACUCCAGAUGUAGUAGCGAUGGCGAGUCUGCCGCUGACACGAGCACGUCGUCGCCGGACCCCGGGCCGCCCUCGCCGCGCAUGGCGGAGGGCGCGUGCAGCUCGCCGCCGCCGCCGCCGGUGUUCGCCGGCGCCCCCUCCCCGCCCCCCUGCCACCCCACCGUCAUCCGCUCCGCGCCGCCGCCCUCCGUCAUCAAGUUCGAGGGCACCCCGCACGCAGUCAAGGCGGAGAACGCGGCGGCCUACAAGCAGGUCCCCACGCCGCAGCCCUCCCCGGUGAAGCUGGAGGCGGCGCCGCUGGAGCUGCCGCAGCCGUACCGCCCCCGCGCGCCCGCGCCGCACCCCGGCAACCACGUGCUGGGCCCCGCGCCCUGGCCGCCCGCCGCCUGCCUCAACGGAGUCAAACCCGAGCUCAUCGGAGGACACUUCCCCUCGCAACCCCUCGAGCCGAAGGGAGCGCGCGGCUCGACGCAAUGGCGCGGCGCGCCCGCCGUCAUCAUGGGCGAGUCCGGCGGAGUGCGGACCAUGUUCUGGACGCUGCCGGCGCCGUCGCCCGCGGGCGAGCCCUCCCCUAGCGCGUCCCACACCCCGCCCACGCCGCCGACGCCCGACCCGGCCAACUGCAGCGAAGAGAACGCCGCGCGACUCCUCCUGAACCUUGGCGGCGAGCUGCGGCGGCAGCGCGGGCCGCCCCUCAACAUGGAGCUGCUGUGGGCUGGCGACGUGUCGCAGCUGCCCGCGCACCAGCAGCUGCACGCGCUGAACCUGAGCGCGGCGGCGGGCGGCGCGGGUGGCGGGGCGGGGGGCGCGGGGGGGAGCGGCGCGCUGGCACUGCCCCGCCCGGAGCUGCGCGCCUACGCGCCCGAGGCCGAGCGUGACGAGGACGACCAGCCCAUGAUCUGCAUGAUCUGCGAGGACAAGGCCACCGGCCUGCACUACGGCAUCAUCACCUGCGAGGGCUGCAAGGGCUUCUUCAAGAGAACGGUGCAGAAUCGAAGAGUAUACACCUGCGUCGCUGAUGGAGGCUGUGAGAUCACCAAAACACAACGAAAUAGAUGUCAAUAUUGCCGGUUCAAGAAAUGUAUUGAGCAAGGAAUGGUAUUACAAGCUGUCCGUGAAGACCGGAUGCCGGGAGGUAGAAAUAGUGGAGCCGUUUAUAAUCUUUACAAAGUGAAGUACAAGAAGCACAAGAAAGCGAAUAAGACUGCAACCGCCACGAGCAGGGCGUCGCCUCCGGACAAGUCGAAGGACCCCGCUCUGCCGCCCCUCCCACCUCACUUGGUCAACGGGACCAUUCUUAAGACUGCCCUCACCAACCCUAGCGAGGUGGUACACCUUCGCGCGCGGCUAGAGAGCGCGGUGUCGUCGUCGCGCGACCGCGCCGUGCCGCUGGAGCGCGCGCUGCACAUGAUCCGCGCGCUCAUCGACUGCGACGCCAUGGAGGACAUCGCCACCGUGCGCCACCUGCCCGACCUGCUGCACGACACCUCCGAGAUCGGCGACAAACUCUGCAAGAUCGGCGACUCCAUCGUACACAAGAUGGUCGCGUGGACCAAGAAGCUGCCCUUCAUCAUGGAGAUCCCCAUGGAGAUCCACUCGAAGCUGCUGAUGGAGAAGUGGCACGAGAUCUCGGUGCUGACGACGGCGGCGUACCAGGCGAUGCACGGCAAGCACGCGCACGCGCCGCCCUCCGCCGACCACGAGCAGGACUUCAUGCAGGAGGUGAACGCGAACCUGCGCACGCUACAAUCCUGCCUGACCUCGCUGAUGGGGCGGCCCAUCACGCUGGAGCAGCUGCGGCUGGACGUGGGGCUGGUGGUGGAGAAGAUGACGCAGAUCACGUGCGUGUUCCGCCGCAUCCAGCUGCGCAUGGAGGAGUAUGUGUGUCUGAAGGUCUACAUACUGCUUAAUCAAGAGGUGGAGCUGGAGGGCAUCCAGGACCGGUAUGUGCAGGUGCUGCGCAGCUACCUGGAGCACGCGGCGCCGCACCACCCCGGCCGCCUGCAGGAGCUCUUCGCACGGAUACCUGAGAUUCAAGCAGCAGCGAAUCUGUUAUUAGAGAGCAAGAUGUUCUACGUGCCGUUCGUGCUGAACUCCGCUGAAAUUAGAUAGUAUAUGGCCCAGCAGGGCGUCUAGUUCGCGAUGUACCAGCGCCCGGGGCUGCGCCGCGCCGCCGUCUUAUGAUCGUCGCACCCGCCAGCAUGUGUUCACGCGGCCGGCGCCGGCGCCCGUUCCUAGGCGGCCCGCAGGGAGCCGCCACACCGCCCGGCCCGCCCGCCCGGACUGGAACGGACCGGGCCGGGCCGCCGCCGGACCGCCGGACCGCGCCCGCUUCACUCAUCCUCGUCCACGCGCAGUGACCGUGCGGUAUCAUUACAUACUCUCAUCUAGACAAUCCAUUGUGUGUUUUGGUUUAUGUCUACUAGAAGAAAUAAAACGUCCCAAUUGACAGACUGAUAUAUAUUAAUAGUUAUUUUUAAACGUAGUUUCGAGGGACUUGAAUGCGUGUUUUAUACGUGGUAGUGUACACUACAUAAUGUUAAAUAGAAUAAAUAAAAUAUAUGCUACUAUUUAAUUAGUCAGUCGAAAAAAUCGCAUAAUAUAUAUUUCUGUACAUAUAGACUGUAAUUUAUACGAUAGGGUUUAAGAUGUUGUUUUAGGAAUAGAUGUUUCUACUUGUAUCUAAAUGAAAUAUUGCUGUCUUAGGUUGCAUUUUAUAUUGUCUAGGGAGGCCUCUAGUAGGUUACUCACUGGAGUGUAAUAAUUAAAUUUACAAUUAAUUUUAUAUGACUUGUUUGUUUGUAAGUAGCACUAAGUACCUAUUCUCAGUGUUUACAAAGACUGCUUGUAUACAACUGUACUGUUUAUACACUAACAUAAUCUUUAGACGCGUGCGUGCACGCUCGUUCUCAUAGUCACAACUUAUGCAUUUUUAUUGCCAAUACAUCUCGUUAGUAACGACCCACUCUCCUCACUCUGGUCUUAACUUACUUUAGCUGUUUCCGUGUGUCGCGUGUGCGUGCAUGUUGCAUUUGUCUCCGCGUGACGUCACGCGCCCGCAGCUGGCCCGCACUCGACUGAUCCCGGCCAGCCAGGGCCCCUCUGACGUCUAGCCUCAUUAUAACUUGACUUAUUUCCUCUUCCUUACCGCAAUUGUGUUCAGAAAAUACGCUCAAUGCACAUAAUGAAGAGAUUGAUAUUUAUCUUACUCUUAUUUUCUUCCCAGUCUUAUUUUAUUCCCAGUAAUUAUUCUAAUUCCGUCUUAAACAUAUUAUAAUGUCGUGACAUUUGUAUAUAAUAUAUAGAAACUUGCACCAUGGCAGUCGAAACUGAACGGUGUAUAUAGCAAAUUAACACCAACUAUCUUUUAUAUUUAUACUACCUACUUUCUAAUUAAUAUGUAAUUAUGAAGUAAUUUUUAAUAAAAAUCUAUCUGCAUUCAAAACUAAUAUAGUUAAUAUUUUUAAAUUUAGUAAAACUAAAAACAGACUUUCUGUAACCAUCACUGUCGGUAAUCACUGCCUUCUAUUGUAAAGUUAUUUGCCGUUAUAUAUUGUUAACACCGUUUGUAUUAAUGUUAAUGUUAUUUGUAAUAAACGUUCCGGCAACGGUGAACAGUUACCGUAGAUAUAGGAAGGAUGAGAUAUCCUUGAAUUAAUUAAGAUAUUACAACCAAAAAGUUCGUUCUAGGGACUUAGGUUCUAGUUAAUUUAAAUUGCCCAUUGUUAUGGAAUACCUAUAAUGAUGACAAAAAGUUAAGCUCCCCACCCUUCUCCAUAAAAGAUUUUAUUUUUCUAGUAAAUUGGAUAAAAUUCUUUAGUGUUGAUGUAAAUUUUUUGCAAAGUUCACUUCACCGAAUAGGGAAGGGAGCCACCAGGCGAACUUGAUUAUGAAAUGCUUGUUGAAUGUUAAGGCUCACCUCGGUGCAGGUAGGUCAACUCCCCUGGUGGGUCAACUCCCCUGGUGGGUCAACUCCCCUGGUGGCUCAACUCCCCCGGUGAGUCAACUCCACGACAACAGUUAAAUAGACAAUCCCGUUACCUGAAUGAGCGGCUCUUGUUCCUCGUCGCGUUACCAUUAGUUAAGUGUUUAUCGUUAUUAUUGUUUUGUAAAUUAAAUAUAAUGUGAAUACAACCAGUUACGAUACUGCCAUCAAAUGCCUAAUUAGUUUUGAGAUAAUUUUGUUAAAGUUUAUUAAGUAAUUCGUUUUAAUUAAGUUAGUAGUGUUCGUGAAAUUAUAAUUUAGUUCAAUGAAUGUGAUACACAAACAGUAAUAGUUUAUUGGAUAAUUGAAAUGUUCCACGCUAUUUAGUGUCAUUUGUUUGUGAUAAAGCCCGCAGAGCCGCCACUAUUUCACAGUCAUUGGGCCACUAUUUAUUUAUAUUCUAAAUUUUUAUCAAUCUUUAUUAUAAAUUAUUAAAGACACCAUCAAAACGAAGGUGUAAAUUCUAAAGUCUGAGGUAAAGAUGCCUUUAUAGAUAUUUAAAACUAUAAUGACGAAAAUCGUAAAUUAUAAACUGUAAUGGUGAAUCGAGCGUCGUUUACUAACGUAAAUGUUUUUUUUUAAUAUAUAAUUAAUAAUGACACUUAUUUUGUUAGUAGUUUAGUGUAUUUUUAAGACACUAACGGUACUGUAUCGGAUGGAAAUUAGAGUGUAAGGAUGUUAUUGGCGUUGUACAAAGUUAGUAUUGAGAACCCUGUAUGUAUAAAUAAAAUUGGCGCAUUACUGGCGAGUACCUAAUUAGAGUAGGACACGAUAUGCCGCGGAGGCUCUACUAUAAACUGUACAUAGGAUAUACUUAGGGUUGCCACAACUCGCUUCAUCUUCGCCUGAAUUGCUGAUCGGUUCUUUCACUUUCCUAGCUCUACCUUAAUUUCACUAGAGAUGAUUACUUUCAAAUUUGACUGAACUUUGAGAAUUUUCAAUGAUUUGUUUCUGCUUGUUUAUAAUAUUUUAAUGUUUUGCAUUAGAUAGCUUGUGGCAUUACUGGAUCUAGGAUGUGUAGAGGAGUCACUCGGAGUAACUACCAACGUCCUUAGUCAAGUGCCGGUGGCGUAAGUGUGAGGCCCCAUUUGUGCGUUGCGCUGCGUUCUAUCGCGUCGUCCCAAAGAAACUGUCAUAAAAAAUACCUAAGUCUGUUCCUUUGGGACGACGCAAUGCAACGCAGCGCAACGCACCAA